GUUGGAGCAGCUUUGCCUGUUGAUGUCUUAACAUAUGAGGAAAAAACUCUGUCUGCCAUCUUAAGGGUCGUUAGCAGUGGCCUUGUCAAGCUGUGGAGUGCGCUAACAUUGCUGGGCUUCUACCAGAACAGAAGGUGUGCCUUUCGAGUGCUGCAGGUAAAGCCCUGUGGGGGCUGGUUGGCUUCCCCCAAAUGCCAGUUCUCACUCUGA
This is a messenger RNA of Pelecanus crispus (Dalmatian pelican), 210 nucleotides long. NCBI's taxonomy places the organism in Eukaryota, Metazoa, Chordata, Aves, Pelecaniformes, Pelecanidae. The record is from RefSeq and is a predicted model, not a curated record.